This is a messenger RNA of Paramecium pentaurelia, 1462 nucleotides long. The record is from the annotation of a GenBank genome assembly. NCBI's taxonomy places the organism in Eukaryota, Ciliophora, Oligohymenophorea, Peniculida, Parameciidae.
AUGAUAAAUAUUAGAAAUAAAAGACUUGAUUAAUCUUAACUUACUUGUGGUAGAUAAUCUGUUAAUAGUUCUAUUGCAACUUAAGGAAAAGAUUACCAUCAAUUAGAGAAAUCAUUCUAUUAAAUAAGUUAGGAAUAGAAAGUUAAAUAAUAUACAUUACCUGCUCUUUAAGAAAAAAAAGGAUUGUUUGAAUAAAUCUUUGUGGCUGUUCAUGAGAAAUUGAAUGAUGAUUUUAAAAAUACAAUAUUUAGACAGACUCAAUACAAAACAUUAAUUAAAAAUAGUAAUAAAACAUUAAAAUUGAAAACUAAUAAUACUAAAAUAAAAUUCAAGAGACAAUAAUCAGUUAUUGAAACUAAUAUCAAUUAGAAUUGUAUGAUUAAAGGAAAUUGGAUAACUUGUGAAUAAAAUUGGUUUCCAUAAUUUAGAGAAUUUGGAUAAAUGGUAUCACAUUAAGGAUCUAUAUAUUUAAGUGGAGGCUUUGGCAAUUCAGUAAAUAAUGAUUUUUGUUAAUUUGAAACAAGUAAAAUAUUAUUUAUUCAAUUAGUAAGCAAUAAAUGGACUUCAUUAUAAAAUGUCACUCCAAGAUAUGGUCAUACAAUGACUUCUAUAUCAACAGAUUUAUAUGUGAUAGGAGGAGAAUAAAUUAAUAAUUAUGGACCUCUUAGAUCAAAAUGUUUUGUAAAUGAAAUAUAAAAAUUUGAUGGUGAAAGAUGGUACACUAUUAAAUAUACAGGAAUAUUUUAAAUGAGAAAGUAUCAUGCAGCUGUUAAUUAUAAAGAUUCAAUAUUCAUUAUAGGUGGUGAAGGAUUUAAAAAUAAAGUUCUUAAUGAUAUUAUGAUAUUUGAUACUGUUCAUUCUAGAUUUCAUGAAGUUCCUAAUCCCAAAAAUAUAUUUUCUAAAGGAAUUAUGCAUACAGCUAUUGUUGAAGUCUAAGAAACAAUAUAUUUAUAUGGUGGAGUUAAUUAAAAUGAUGAAGUUUAUGAUUAACUUUAUACAUAUGAUUCAAUUUAAAAUUGGAAACCUAAAGAAACUAUUGGAUCAAAGCCUCCAAAAUUAAUGAUGCAUACAAUGGUUUAUUAUGAUCCAUUUAUUUUAUUAUAUGGAGGGAAAAUAGAUGAUUUAUAAUAAACCACUUUCUCAAAUUAAAUCUAUGCAUUAAGAAAUAAUGAAUGGUUUAUUAUCUAAUAGGAAGGGGCAAUACCUUAACCUAGAGCUGGUCAUUCUUCUUGUAUUGAUGGUAAAUUAAUAUCUAUAUUAUAUAGGCAAUAAAUUACUUAUAUUUGGAGGAUUCAAUUAUGAUGGAUAUCUCAGUUGUUAGAUGUAAAUUAUGGAAUUUAAGAGAGUGUAUUAAAUUAAUAGAAUAGUAUCCUUGCCUGCUUUAAAAUCAGAACCUGCUGAAAGUUCUUAAGGUUAAAGAAAGACAUUUCUACUUAAAACAAGAUUUAAUUUACUAAAAUGA